CUGUUUUCCUAAAAUCUGAGGUCUAACUUAAACGCCGCCUCAAUCUCAAGCGACAGCUUCACAAAACCACUCUUCCAGCCGGUGGCCGGCCGCCAGAGUCUGACAGUAUUGCAUUUCAAUUGUACGGUUUUUUGUGUGUUGGAAUGAGUAUGGUAGAAGUGCUAAGAUGUCAGCUUGCAUUACAUGGGUAUGGCAAGUGUGCCCCAUUGUUGUGUUCAAAAGACCACCACUUAAGCCUUCCAAGUAAAGGUUUUGUCAGUGAUGCACAUUCUCUUGUUGCUUCUAGACCCCGAAAGAUGUUUUUAUUCAGAAACAGUGGUCUUGAAAUGUGUAUUUCUGAUGGGUGGUUGGCAAUUCCAAGAGUAAAAUGUGUAAUUAGUUUCAAAGAAUCUAGUAUACGAUCUAAUGCUGUUAACAUUGAAUUUGAGUCAUCCUGUGAAGAGGAGAAUGCUCCUGCUAAUGAUGAAAAAGAAGGAUUGCAUGAAAAGUUGCCUCUUUUGAAGAAUUUGGUACAUAAAAAGGAUAUAAAUAGUAGUGCAGGGGCUGCUAAUCUAAGUGGAAGUAGGGUAUAUUACUUGGAAGAAAGAAAUGAAAACAUAUUAUCAAAGAGGAUCUUGAAACUUAGCAGAUCGAACAAGGUUAGGAGUGCACUAGGACUUUAUAAGUCAAUGAUAUUUACAGGUCUUCGACCUAAUUUACAUGCCUGCAAUUCCCUUCUUUCCUGUAUCUUGAGGAAUGGAAUGCUUGACGAUGCCUUGGAGAUCUUUGAGUUCUUGAAGGAAGGUAACAUGACCACUGCUCACACUUAUAGUUUAAUUUUAAAGGCAGUUGCUAAAGAUUGGGGGGAUGAUGCUGCGUUAAAAAUGUUCGAGGAGAUGUGUAAAAAUAGUGACACUAGCAAAGGAUUUGAUAUUGUUGUCUAUAACACAAUGAUAUCGGUUUUUGGAAAACUAAACAACUGGGUUCAGGCUGAGAAAAUUUGGAGGAUUUUACAAAACAGAAGCCUUGUAGGAACAUCGGUCACUUAUAGCAUAUUAAUCUGCCUAUUUGUUCGUUGUGGGCAGAAUGAACUAGCACUCGACGCAUAUAGUGAGAUGGUUCGAAAUGGAUUGACACCUGAUGAUGAUGUAAUGCAGGCAAUUAUUGGAGCGUGUGUGAAGGAGGGGAACCAUGAUAUGGCGUUUUCUAUGUUGCAAGGUAUGUUAAAUAGAGGGUUGAAGCCAAAUGCGAUAUCCUGCAAUGUAGUGAUCAACUCACUUGGGAAAGCCGGUAAACCCAAGCUUGCAUUCAAGGUUUAUGAUCUCAUGAAGUCACUCGGUCAUGUGCCUGAUGCAUACACAUGGAAUGCACUUCUUGGUUCCCUGAACCGGGUGAAUCAACAUGCUGAUGCAAUUCGAUUGUUUCAGAGGAUCAGGAAACAGCAAAACGACAUCCUAAACUUGCAUAUAUACAAUACGAUUUUAAUAUCUUGCCAGAGACUUGGGCGUUGGGAAAAAGCAGUGGAAAUGCUAUGGGAAAUGGAGGCUUCUGGAUGUUCUGUUUCAACGUCCUCAUAUAAUCUUGUAAUUGGUGCUUGUGAGGUUGCAAGAAAGCCGAAGGUUGCAUUGCAAGUUUAUAACCACAUGAUUCACCAAAAAUGUUCUCCCGAUCUUUUCACUCUGCUGUCUCUGAUAAGAAGUUGCAUCUGGGGGUCACUUUGGGAUGAAGUUGCGGAGAUUCUAAAUCAUUCUGCACCGAAUGGGUCCUUGUACAAUGCUGCAAUUCAGGGAAUGUGUCUGACAGGCAGGAUUGAUCUUGCUAGGAAGGUGUACAUAAAAAUGCAUCAGAGUGGUCUCAAAGCUGAUGGGAAAACAAGGGCUCUGAUGCUGCAAAACUUACCGAAAGAUCUCAGGAGAUGACAGUUACCUGAUUGACCAUGGGAAAUCAGUUCCCUAUGAUCCUGUUCCUCUCAUUUCUAUAACUGAAAGGAUGAUCAAUGGUUGGCACUAAGAUACACAGCGCCUCCUCAGCGAACCAGUUGGAAUAACUUGAUACUCAUCAAUUUAUUAUCUAAUCAUUGGUUGGCGCUAAAGGAAGCCAUUAGUGGCUUGAAGCAGGCGGGUAUUAUCCAGGCCAGCCUUCGAGAAAAUCCCAGGAGCCAAUCCAUUCUUUUGCUUCAACACUGCGUUCAUCCUGUAAGUCUUGCUGCAACGACAGGGUGGAGGUUCAAAUUGAUCAGACGUGAUGAAGACUGAGUGAAGUGUACAGACAGAGACUAAUUGAUCUUAAGCUAGAAAAACUAAAUGUAUCAAAAAAAAA
Molecule: messenger RNA, 2298 nt
Organism: Ipomoea nil (Japanese morning glory)
Lineage: Eukaryota; Viridiplantae; Streptophyta; Magnoliopsida; Solanales; Convolvulaceae
Product: pentatricopeptide repeat-containing protein At3g29290
Exons: 5
Coding region: 144-1898 (584 amino acids)
Molecular function (GO): protein binding
Source: RefSeq, a predicted model, not a curated record